Molecule: messenger RNA, 1680 nt
Organism: Centropristis striata (black sea bass)
Lineage: Eukaryota; Metazoa; Chordata; Actinopteri; Perciformes; Serranidae
Exons: 8
Coding region: 1-1284 (427 amino acids)
Biological process (GO): cell surface receptor signaling pathway
Molecular function (GO): transmembrane signaling receptor activity
Source: RefSeq, a predicted model, not a curated record
AUGACAUGUGCUGCUUCCUCACCUGUUGGCAAGAAAUUCUUCCACUGCAGCAGUGAAGUGACGUUUUACUGUGAGUCUUCUGGCUGGUAUCCAGAGCCUGAGGUGUUGUGGCUGGACGGUGAGGGAAAGCUCCUCUCUGCUGGACCUACAGAGACAGUCAGAGGUCCUGAUGACCUCUAUACUGUCAGCAGCAAUGUGACUGUUGAGAAGAGACACAGCAACAACGUCACCUGUAUAGUGAAGGACACCUACCAGACCAGAGAGACACAAACCUAUCAGGUGGGCAUGCCACUUUGCUACUUUCCCUCAUCAAGUUCAUAUUCUCCGCUCAUGCUUUCGCUGGUUGUUUGCCUGCCGAUCAUGUUUAUUCUUGCAGCUGCCUUCGUCAUGUUGAAAUUCAGACAAGAAAAGUUCACCUCUCUCACAGUCUCUCCAGACAGAUCUCAGUUCUUUAAGUACGAGUCUUUGUCUCUGAGCUGUGACGGCGACACAGAGUCCUCUGCAUGGAAGGUGAAGGCCAAAACGGUCCGAGGAGUGUCCGAGUGCGGCCGUGAUUGGGGCGAUCUGAAGGCGUCCACCUGCAUCAUCAACGGAGCGUUCAGCUGGAACACUGGAGAGUACUGGUGCGAGUCCACAUCAGGGGAGACCAGUCCAGCUGCCAACAUCACCAUCACCGGUAAGUUCACUUCUCCUUCAACCGGGGAAUCAAACCAAACCCUGAUAUUGCCACUUGAAAAUACCUUGAACAACUCUGCCCUCUGGUUUUUUUUCUGCUUUCUGAAAAUUCUUUUGCACUUCAAAGACAGCAACGUGAUCCUGGAGAGUCCGGUGUUUCCUGUGCCCGAGGGAGAACCUGUGACUCUGCGCUGCACGGCUCAGAGCAACUCUUCAAACCUGCGAACCAGCACCUUCCUGAAGGACAGGGCUGCCGUCGGCGCGGCCGUCACCGGGCAGAUUACCAUCCCUGCAGUGUCCAAGUCUGAUGAAGGCUUCUACAUGUGCGUCAGAGACGUCGGGGCGUCUGCCGAGAGCUGGCUCGCUGUCAGACAAAAUACAGAGGAAAACAACGGUCCUGGUUCUCCCCCCCUGUCUGCCUCCAGACUGGCAUGUCACCUGGUGGUGGGAACUCCUUACCUGCUGUCCACCGUCUUACUGGGACUCAUCCACAGAGACAGAGCCAGAGGAAAGACACCAGCCGUCACCAUGGAGGAAACGCAGCGUGCUGAACUUGAGCUGAGGUUGGAUAAUGAGUCUGCUGACGUCACCACUGAGCAUGAAUUCUGAGCUCAGUUCUACGUUUCAGGACGAUACGACACAGUUGUGACACAUUAUCACCAUGAAGCUGACCUCUCUCCGACCACUGAGACAUUUCAAGGUGUCAUUUUCUGUUCCUCAGCACCAAGGUUAUUAUAGUUAACUAAAAGUAACGAAAUAACGAAAACUAGAAUUGAAAAAACAUUUUCGUUAACUGAAAUAAAAAUAAAAACUACAGUUUUUAAAAAAACGAUAACUAACUUAAACUCUAUUGUAUGGUUACAAAACUAACUAAAACUAACUAAAAUUAUAGUGAAAAUGUCCUUAGUUUUCGUUUUUGUCAACUUUUUUCAUUCAUAAUUCAGUGUUUCUAUUUGAACAUGCAACACAUGGUGAAUAUGUUUACUGAGACUGGGAUGUUUACAC